Messenger RNA from Durio zibethinus, 1654 nucleotides. NCBI's taxonomy places the organism in Eukaryota, Viridiplantae, Streptophyta, Magnoliopsida, Malvales, Malvaceae. The record is from RefSeq and is a predicted model, not a curated record.
AUUAUUUCACCAUUUUGCAAACUUUCUUUCACUUACUUUUACACCCUUUUUUAAUCUAUAAAUUGCCUUCUGAAUUCUCUCAAAAACCUCUUCCAGUUUUGCUCUCUUCCCCCAUAUAGAAUUUAGGCUGUUUCUGCUCUCUUCUUGUUUUCCUUUUCCCUUAAAAGAGCCGAGGCUCUGCUGGUUUUGGUCCACUAUCUCUUUUAGCUCUGUUUUUCCUGGUUUCCUCUGUUUCUUUCAUAUCCUUCUGGUGGGUUUUUGCCCUUCAAUGGAGCGUUUUGGUUGUUAAACUUUGGAUGUUAGAGUCCACACCAAAGACCCAACGCGUCAAACUCUCAAAAAAAACUUCAUUUUUCAGCAAAGAAAAUAUCUUGUUUUUGCUGAGAUUUGCUGUUCUUUUUUUUUUUCCCAAAGGAGCUAUCUUUUCUUCUUUUUUUUUUUUUAUAGCUGUUGUAAAUCUUCAUGCGACAUAAGUUGUUGUUGUUGAUGUUUGAGAUUCAUGUCUCCAGUUGUCAGUGAAAUCCUCAGAUCGGGGUUUAUGAUAAAUUCCUCACUCAGACGCAGGACCCAUCUUGUUCAAUCUUUCUCAGUUGUCUUCCUCUAUUGGUUCUAUGUUUUUUCAUAAAUAAACUUUUGCUUGCGUUUCAUUAUAAAUAUAUAUAUAUAUAUAUAUAAUAAUAAUAAUAAGUCAAAUAUAUAACUGUCUAGAUUAGCUUAAGAUCACUAGUGUCGGGGUCCUGUCAUCUUGGAGGUUAGAUUAAUCCUGAAAUAUUAGUCUUUUUUAUUUCUUUUUUGAAGUUUUAGCAGUGAUUUUGGUGUAGAUAUAAUAUGGCUUCGCCUAGUGGAAAUUCCAAUUCCUCAGGUUCCACUCUGAUUCAGAACUGUGGCUCUGAAGAGGACUUGCGACAGUUGAUGGAUCAAAGGAAAAGAAAGAGAAUGGAAUCAAACAGAGAAUCAGCAAGAAGAUCCAGGAUGAGAAAACAGAAGCACUUGGAUGAUUUAGUGGCCGAAGUGACACAGCUAAGGAAGGAUAAUAACCAAAUUCUUACAAGCAUCAACUUCACCAACCAGCACUAUUUGAACAUUGACACUGAGAACUCAGUUUUGAGGGCUCAGGUGAUGGAACUAAGCCAAAGACUGGAUUCUUUAAAUGAGAUCCUCAAUUAUCUCAACCCUCCCACAGCAAGCAAUGGGUUGUAUGAAACUGAGCCAUUUGAAACAAGCGCUGACAGUUUCACCAACCCUUUCAACUUGCCUUAUCUUAACCAACCAAUCAUGGCCUCUGCCGACUUCUUUCAAUACUGAUCCAUCCUCAUCACCAUCUUCAUUUCUAAAUGGCUGAAAAAUUGUCAAAAUCUGUGGAUGUCUUUACAUUCACUUAUUGGUGUGUUAUUUUUUUUUUCGUGUGGGCUUCAAUGAGUGGAGAGGAAAAAAAAAAGAGAGGGAAUUAUUAUUUUUCCCCUUCUUUUAUGUUGGUGUUAUUAUUAAUAUUUUAGUAAAAUAUUAGUCUUAUUCCUACCUUAGAAGAUGAUGCAAAAGAUGACUGUAAGAGAAAUGGCAACUAGUAAGUAAAAGCUGCUUGCUAGGGAUAAAACUAUGAGUUUUGUGUAAAUGGGAAUUUCAGAUAUAAAAUAUGGUGUGAAAGGGUUGUGGA